AUGAGCAAACUGGAAAAAACGGAAGCCAAAAAGUCAAAAAUUAAGAUUAAAAUAGGAGGCAGUGAUGGUAUAACACACUAUACAACUUUUAAGGGAGCUCCCUGCUCUACGGAGUUAAAAGGAUGGGAAAUGAAAAUCACAGUUAAGGAAGAUGGUUCCGUCUCGGGAUCUAAUAAGAAUGAAGGCAGUUCCGCUAAAAAGACCUAUAGUGGAACGUUUAAGAACGGUUAUUUGAAUGUGGUUUCAUCUUUUUCCGAUGGAAAACAAUUUAAUUACACUGGUUUUAUUUCGUUGAGUGAUUCAAAAGCAAAGUUGGAUUUCACGUGUAUUUCUGGAGGCGUUGGAUGUAGUGUUGGUGAUAAAGGGUAUUCUACUGGAAAAUUAAAGGUUGAUACUUGA
Molecule: messenger RNA, 399 nt
Organism: Naegleria gruberi
Lineage: Eukaryota; Heterolobosea; Eutetramitea; Acrasida; Naegleriidae
Exons: 2
Coding region: 1-399 (132 amino acids)
Source: RefSeq, a predicted model, not a curated record